Messenger RNA from Effrenium voratum, 466 nucleotides. The record is from the annotation of a GenBank genome assembly. Lineage: Eukaryota; Dinophyceae; Suessiales; Symbiodiniaceae.
AGCGCAGCCGCUUUUGAUCAGAGAAAAGAGGGCAGCCAUGGCUCGCAGAUCCAUCCUCGGUUGUAUCUUGGCCCUCGCGGCCGUGGCUUUGUGCCCAGCCUUCCUGGGCCCAGCGGCUACCCCUCGAUCUGUGCCGCUGGCGGCUUCCAGCCAGGAGCUCCGCCCACUGGAUGUGGAGCCACUGAGGCUGGAAAACCUGAAGCCGGCCGUGCAAUCUGCCGCGCUGUCUGCCGCGUUCGCCCUUGCAGCUGAGCCGGCCCUGGCGGCAGAACCUGGCAGCUACGACGUCAGGGAAGAGCAGGCGAAGACCUUCAUGGUUGUUUUCUCUCUCGGCAGCGUUCUGGUUGCUGCCGGGAUCGUUUUCGUCAUCAGCAAGCUCUACGAGUGAAUGCCACUCCCUUUGCUUCACAUUUUCUCGGCAUGACCAGCCCCACCUGAUCCGCGAUCCGCACAUUUGGAGACGGAG